ACCCACACCUGUCUCCAUCACCGCCAUCGCCAUCGCAUCACCGCCCUCCUGCAGUAUCCAGUGUCCCUAGGACAGACUCCGCUGCUGUCACCGCUGCCACUCCGCCCUCCCCAACGCCGCCGCCUCCUCAGGGCCAGCAAGAUGCAGUUCGAGAUGCACGACAACGUGAAAGGCAAAGCCAUGUCCUACCCAGUGACCAGCCAGCCCCAGUGUGCCAGCACCUGCUACCAGACCCAGAUCAGUGACUGGCACACCGGCCUCACGGACUGCUGCAACGACAUGCCCCUCUGUCUGUGCGGCACCUUCGCCCCCCUGUGCCUCGCCUGCCGCAUCUCGGACGACUUCGGCGAGUGCUGCUGCGCGCCCUACCUGCCCGGAGGUCUGCACUCGCUGCGCACCGGCAUGCGCGAGCGCUACCGCAUCCAGGGCUCCAUCGGGCACGACUGGGCGGCCCUCACCUUCUGUUUGCCCUGCAGCCUCUGCCAGAUGGCGAGGGAACUGAAGAUCCGAGAGUAAAGAAGUGCCCCCCCCCCUUCCCCUCUGGUAUGCUGGCCUCCUCUGCCCCCUCCUGGGAGGGCCUGCCCCUCCGCCCUAUCCUGACACCAGAAAUACACCCACAAUAAAAACCUGA
Messenger RNA from Eptesicus fuscus (big brown bat), 631 nucleotides. It is a transcript of the gene CNFN, whose product is annotated as cornifelin. Lineage: Eukaryota; Metazoa; Chordata; Mammalia; Chiroptera; Vespertilionidae. The transcript has 5 exons. The record is from RefSeq and is a predicted model, not a curated record. Gene Ontology annotation, cellular component: cornified envelope. Bases 142 to 516 code for a protein of 124 amino acids.